Messenger RNA from Orcinus orca (killer whale), 3468 nucleotides. RefSeq names its product family with sequence similarity 81 member A (gene FAM81A). Lineage: Eukaryota; Metazoa; Chordata; Mammalia; Artiodactyla; Delphinidae. Bases 187 to 1293 code for a protein of 368 amino acids. The record is from RefSeq and is a predicted model, not a curated record. The transcript is spliced from 9 exons.
GAUCCUGUAGUCCUCCUCCACGCCAGCCUCCAAAGAGCGCUGCUGACCCAGCUAGCUCCCGGUGGCAUGACUUGAACUGGUAAGAAGAAAACCACUCUGUGAAAGAGAGAUGUGAACUAUUAAAAAGAAAAUGGCCCAACGGAGUACUGUAUUUCCUUCUCUUGUCACCGAGGAAAGGUAUAAUAUAUGGAAAAUAUGCAUCUAAGGCGAGUUAGAACGAUGCCCCGACACAGCCAGUCCCUGACCAUGGCACCCUACUCAUCCGUAAGCCUAGUGGAGCAACUGGAAGACAGGAUCCUCUGCCACGAGAAAACCACGGCCGCCCUCGUGGAGCAUGCCUUCCGGAUCAAAGAUGACAUCGUCAACAGCUUGCAGAAAAUGCAAAACAAAGGGGGAGGCGACCGCUUGGCCAGGCUUUUCUUGGAGGAGCACAUCAGAAACAUAACUGCCAUAGUGAAGCAACUGAAUCGGGAUAUCGAGGUACUCCAGGAGCAGAUCCGCGCCCGGGACAACAUUAGCUAUGGAACAAAUUCUGCCUUAAAGACUCUGGAGAUGCGGCAACUCUCCGGCCUGGGAGAUCUCCGGGGACGAGUGGCCAGAUGUGACGCCAGCAUAGCCAGACUCUCUGCUGAGCACAAAACGACCUACGAGGGGCUCCAGCACUUGAACAAAGAGCAGCAGGCUGCCAAGCUGAUCUUGGAAACGAAAAUCAAAGAUGCAGAGGGACAGAUUUCUCAGCUUUUGAACAGAGUGGACUUGUCGAUAUCCGAGCAAAGCACCAAACUGAAGAUGUCCCACAGAGACAGUAACCACCAGCUUCAGCUUUUGGACAAUAAAUUUAAAGGUACAAUUGAGGAACUCAGUAACCAGAUUUUAUCUGCACGGAAUUGGUUGCAACAGGAACAAGAACGGAUGGAAAAAGAACUUUUACAGAAAAUCGAUCAGCUUUCCUUUGUUGUUAAGGAAAACAGUGGAGCCAGUGAAAGGGACAUGGAGAAGAAGCUCAGCCAGAUGUCAGCCAGACUGGACAGAAUAGAAGAGAGUCAAAAGAAGAAUCUGGAGGUGCAGAGGACAAAACAAGAAGAGGAGAAGGUGCAUGGGCGAAUCAGCAAGCUUGAGUUACAGAUGACCGAGGACAUGAAGGAAAUGAAAGCAGAAGUUGAUGCGGGGUUUACAGCCAUCUAUGAAAGCAUAGGAUCCCUCAGGCAAGUUCUCGAAGCCAAGAUGAAGCUGGACAAGGACCAGCUACAGAAGCAAAUCCAACAGAUGCAGAAGCCGGAAGCUCCAAUGUGAAGGGACUUGGGACAUGAACCUCAAAGGUGGUUUUGCCAGUGGGGCCGGGAACUGGAUACCUCUGUAGCCAGGCUGUACCUGCAUUCAGGAUUGUUCUCUUCAUGGCGUGCAUGUGCCGAGAAAUGUGUUUUCAUGGUUCUAAAUGUUUACCUGGAGUCUUGAAAACACUCUCUUUAAAAGUAUUACAUACAGUUUUUACCACUUUAUUCCACUUCUCUAAAUUCAAUGGAAUAUCCUGCCCUCCCUGGAUUUUGAAAGGCUUUUAUCCCUUUCAUUUUAUGAAUGAGAAAAGACUUAACAAUUUUCCUUCGAUGCUUGAUGCUCUAGCCAAGACUUUACUCUUGAAAAAUGUCGUGGUGAUUUUUUUAAAUUAAGAAGAUAAUGAAUUAUCACAGGAAUGUGUUGUUCCUCACCCUAAAUUAAGAGAAUGUCCUGAUAGAUUAGAAUUCAACCCUUGAGUCCAUAUUUGGAUUUUAUUAUUGUUGUCUGUGCAUUUCUUAUAUUGGUAUUUUCUUGUAAAUCUGUCUUUUGUAGGGGGAGGGGAUUUAACAUUUGGGGAAAAACCCUACCAUUUAUGCAGUGAAAAUAUUUUAAAAAUUGAUAACUGCCAUAUAGAUUACAAAUUAAAAUGGAAACUUAAGACAAUUAUCUAGAUAAUGCAAGGCACAAUUAUCUACAUCGACCACCUAGUUAUACCAGGUUUUAAUAUUGAAAACCUUUUUCAGUUAUCCACCGCCUGUAUAGUGAUAGCCAUAUAUUCAAUAACGGAAUGGCGGUUAAUAGCCUGUUUAUUACACAAUUAGUUGUUCAUUAAUCGUAAUGGGAUGUGAAAAUUUUUCAGGCUCUUUGAUCUCCUCUCUAAAUUUUUCCAAAAUUGACACAAAGUGCUAGGGUUUAUAUACACUUAUUGUAACUAUAUUCUUGUGCCUUGGUUUUAUCACGUCAGUGCACUCUACCCUAUAACAGUUUUGCGGACAAAAUAGAAGGCACGAUAAUACAUCAGAAUUAUGAUGUAAAAGUGGGAUCCUAUGUAUUUUUUAAAUGCUCUUAAGAAUUUUAUCACUGUUAAGAUGUUAAUCAUUCACUAUCAGUAACGGAACAGAUAUUCAUACUUUUGUAUGGCCAGAGAAUCAAAUUGAUAUUGCAUUUAUAACAAUGUUAAGAAACGUUCAUUUUGAGCAACUUCAUAGAUGACGGGUGUUUUAUUUUCAAUCGCUAUAUUUGAUUAGUCAUUGAAAAUGGGCGCCAGUGCUAUUCGUUCACCUGUGUCUGUAAAAGCUAAUAGUGAGACACACGCCAUUCUAAACUACGAGGGUGGCCAGGAAAAAGAAAACAGGGAUACUUUGAAAAAUUGAAAAACUUUUUUUUUGUUUGCCUAGGACUCAGGAAAAUUAAAGCAUUUUCUAUUUUAGAAGAAAUCGUAACUGAAAUCUCUAACUGGCUAUUACUGUUCACCCAUAGAAAUUAUGCUGCUGAAGUACAUAAUAGUUUACCCUCAAUGGCUUGACAAAUUUUUUUUUUAACUUGGACCUGAGAAGUCACGUAAGGAAUAUGUCAUCCAACAUAUAUUUCCUUAUUUUGUCACAAAUCUUUGCAUCUCUAUAUAGGAAGACUAUGUCCACUUAGUGAAAAAACAAAAAGGUUAAUGCUCUUCCGCAAUCAGAAAGUGAGUUUCUUUUUGUGAUAGAGUAGCCGUGUCUAGUACAGUUCUCCUGGCUUCAGCACAAACCACAGCACCGAGAGCCACGGCCCCUCCAGCGUCUCUCUCCUCUGCGGGCCCCGAGGAGGAAGAGUCAGCACGUGUCACACCUGGGAAGAGGGGGACAGAGGACACCAGCUGGACUCAGGUCAAGGGGUGACGUGAGUGGGUGAUGCUUCUAAUGCUGCCACCACCACGUCACGAGUUCUGGCGGGGGUUCUCCACCCUGGCUGCAAGUUGGAAUCACCUGGGCAGUUCAAAAAGCUACCAGCGCCCAGACUGCGCCCCCAGACCAACUAAGUCAGAACCUCUGGGAGGGGAUGCAGGCGGCCGCACACGUCAGAGGCCCCUGGGUGACUCACGUGUUGUGAGCCCCGAGCUCCAACGUCCUCUUAUCACCAAAGUUUAAAUGAGAAUCAGCUUCCCUGUAGUUUCCUUUAUCAGAAAUUUGCAAUAAAAAGAAUAAAACUUCCAAA